AUGCCUUUUAGAUUCUCUAAACCCAUAUCUUCCCUCUCUUUCUCUCUCUCUUUCAGAUCAUCAUCAUCAUCAUAUGGGUUCGUGUGUCUCCUCUUCUCAAAGCAAGAGCUCCUCCGCCUCUGAUUCCGUCGUUAAGCUUGCCGCUUUCAUCUCUAAACCCGACACCACUUCACCUCUCAAGACUGACGUCAUGAUCACUUCCUCCACCGUCAACGGGAUCCCUCCCAUAGAUUCCGGUCGCCGGGAUUCAGGUAGUAAAGAGGAAAUGAUAUUUUUCGAUUCACGGGGGUGGCUUGAUUCCGACUGUGAUGAUGAUUUCAUGAGCGUUGAUGGUGAAUUUACUCCGUCGCGAGGAACAACACCGGUGCAUCACAAAUUCUGUGACCAAACUCCUCAAGGAGAGGAGAAAACCCAUGAAGAAGAAGAACCGUCUCCUACCGAUAACAAGAAGAGACUCCUCGAACUUUUCAAAGAGACACAAGACGAGGAUGAAGAGGAAGAAGAUUGUGUGGCAGAAGGCAAAGCAAGAGCAUGUCUCUGGAUAAGAACACCUGCUAGAUCCUCUGCGCCGGCCACUCCUUAUAAUAACAACAAAGAAAGACAGCAAAAAUUCAAGAGAGUGAGAUCGUCUGCUCAUGGUCGCUGCGUUCCGCGUUUGGUUUCAUGUAGUAGCUUCACUGAUCGGCGACGGAAUAUGAUGAGUAGUCAUGCCCCCAUUGACGUCCAACGCUAAAGAAGACAAAAAAGAAAACAAAAAAAAAAACUUCAUCUUAAAUUACUAUACAUUAUGUUUCUUAAUUUGUCCUUUAUUGUUGUUUUCCAAAGGAUCGAACAAUGUUGUUCCCUGUUCAGGUCAUAAUAAUGCUUAUGACAGUUGUAAUGCAUUAUUUUCAUAAGAUAAUUUGUAAAGGAUCAACGGAAAGAUGCGGAAUCUCCGAUGGAAUGUUUAUUGGGAAACCGAGUUUGAGUAAUCAAAUUGGAAUGUAAAU
This is a messenger RNA of Arabidopsis arenosa, 989 nucleotides long. Lineage: Eukaryota; Viridiplantae; Streptophyta; Magnoliopsida; Brassicales; Brassicaceae. The record is from the annotation of a GenBank genome assembly.